UUAGUUUCGCACACCUCUUGCCCGCGUACGCGCAUUUGCAUCGUGCUCAUUUGUUUCACGCUAUCGAUUCCACGACCUAACCUGUUAUUUCCCGCUCAAUUCAUCCUGCUGUCGUCGCAGCAGGUUUCCAAACAUACACAUAUCUAUCGAAUAUUGUCUCUCUCAGGCCCUUGCCCGGACCUGAGUAGUUAUAUGAAUCCGCAUGACCAAAAUUCUUCUCUUCCAUCCACACAUCUGACCCUCAAGCCAAUUAUUAUUACUGCUUUAACAGUCUUAUCUCGCUGCUAAUAUUAGCCACGGACUUCUUCUAUCCGUUAGUUAUGUCUUAUCUACCGUGAAGCGUUUGAGCUUCGCCAUCUCUCAUCUCUAACCCACUAUCCAUAUGCCGCAUUGGACUGCUCUAGCCGCAGAGAAGAAACAGAGGCAGCUCAAGUCCAUUCCACAAGAGUGGCUUGUGACUCCGCCUCCACCCUCUACUCUGGAUGUAACCGGUUUUCCAGAGUCGUGUGGCCUUCUGAAUGCCCGAGAAAUUGAGAUCACCAAUACUUUGGUGGAUGUCUUAUUGAAGAAACUUGCAAGUGCGGAAUGGACAGCCGUGGAAGUGACUACCGCAUUCUCCAAGAGGGCCAUUGUUGCACAUCAGCUUGUCAAUUGCUUGACGGAAAUCUUCAUUGAUCGUGCACUGGACCGAGCGGCCGAACUCGAUGAUUACUUGAAGAAAACAGGGAAGGUUGUUGGUCCUCUUCACGGGCUGCCCAUCUCUCUAAAGGACCAACUAUGCAUCAAAGGACUAGAAACCACUAUGGGUUAUGUCUCGUGGAUCGGGCAGUAUGCAGACAAAAACGCAGUGUUGGUCGAUAUUCUGAUUGAGUGCGGAGCCGUGCCAUUUGUCCGCACCAACGUUCCGCAGACACUCAUGUGGGGAGAAACCUUCAAUAACGUCUUCGGCCGGACAACUAACCCACACAAUGUUUCCCUGACUCCAGGUGGGUCAUCAGGAGGAGAGGGUGCAUUGGUUGCCCUAAAGGGAAGCCCAUUGGGAGUCGGUUCUGAUAUCGGAGGCUCUAUUCGUGGCCCCUCUGCAUUCUGCGGGAUAUACGGCCUGAGGCCGUCAUACGGGCGUGUACCGUACUGUGGUGCUCGCAACUCACUUGAGGGCGAAGACUCGAUUCUCUCCGUGUUCGGUCCUAUGACAAACAGUCUCUGCGGGCUCAAGAUCUUUAUGAAAGCUGUCGUUAACUCUAAACCAUGGCUCAAGGACCCUCUUGCGGUUCGGAAGCAAUGGGACGAAGACGAGUACGAACUCGCGGACCAUGGGUUUGGUAAGGACCUGUGCUUUGCGAUCAUGUGGGACGAUGGCGUCCUUUUUCCCCACCCACCUGUCAGGAGGUCUCUGGAAAUGACCAAAGCGGCUCUCCAAAAGGCUGGCCACAAAGUUGUCGACUGGAAACCCAUCAAGCACAAAUUGCUUGAAGAAGUCGCGCGGGACAUCUUUAAUGCCGGCUCUGUCGAGGACUACAUGAUCACGACCUCCAGCACAGGGGAGCCAAUAAUUUCCACGAUGGAGCUGGACGACGCAGAUGCUACGGUGCCAUCAUUCCGUCCGAAAAAUGGUGGUAUCACCGCAUACCAGCUCUGGCAAUUGCAGAAGCUGCGUCAGAAUAUCCGGAAAGAAUAUAUAGACCACUGGAACGCAACUGCCUCUGAGACUGGGACAGGACGGGCUGUCGAUGCUAUCAUUUGUCCAGUCGCACCGUUUGUUGCAACUCCCCAUGGGAAGAACAGGGACGCCAAAUAUACUACCGUUUGGAAUGCGCUCGACUAUCCCGCUGCGGUUUUCCCUGUGACUACUGUCGACCCUACUCUUGAUAGGAAGAAAUCUCCUCAUAGUUUCUAUGACGACUUCGAUAAGGAGAUAUACGAAAUGUAUGACCCAGAGAAAUUCAAGAACGCUCCUGUUUCUUUGCAGCUUGUCGGUCGGACUCUGGAGGAGGAGGCGGUUAUAAAAAUGACAGAAAUUGUAGAUGCGGCGCUGGCCGCGGCCAAAUAAGUUCGAGAUAUACCGAGACUUGUUCGAGACAGCAGUUAUGAAUAUGUACAAUACACCCACAUCUCGAUCAAGUACAAACGAUUCAGAACUCAUAACUUCGCUUCACAAAAUGGUUGUGCCUCGUUU
Suillus bovinus is the source of this 2176-nucleotide messenger RNA. RefSeq names its product general amidase. The coding region runs from base 383 to 2050 and encodes 555 amino acids. Lineage: Eukaryota; Fungi; Basidiomycota; Agaricomycetes; Boletales; Suillaceae. The record is from RefSeq and is a predicted model, not a curated record. The transcript has 9 exons.